UAAGAAGAUAAGCAGCAGAAGAAGAAGAUAAGCAUAAGCGAAAGGGAAAGUGUCAGACUCACUUGAGAGUUAGAAACUGCUACACGAGGCUACUGCAAAAGUAGUGAACAUUUCUAAAUCAUGGCCAAACUGUCUGUCUUUUUGUUUGUUCUUUCCUUUUCCACCAUUGUCAACGCAGGUCCAGGAUCACAUUCUCUGUGGGCAGUUGCAACAUACAUCAUCGGAGAGACGCCUUUCCCUGAGUUUACGGUUGUGUUGAUGUUAGAUGAAGUUCAAGUGGGUUACUAUGACUCCAACAAUAAACAGUCUAUCUACAGGGGACUUAACCCGACAGACAAAAUAUAUGAUGACCUAGCUCAGGAGGGAGAUGAUGUAUUUGGAGAAAUCUACUACGAUAUGAAAGAGAGAUCCGUUCAGCUAAAGCACCACUUAAACCUCACAGAAGGUAUUCAAGUUCAGCAAAGAAUGGCUGGCUGUGAGAUGUUGGACAUUGGUGAACCAGCCAUGAUCAUGUUUAAGGAUAAUUUCAAUGCCAUUUAUACAGAUCAAAUGGUAUAUUACAACAUGACACAUUUUAAAUACGAUGCUGGGAAACUACUACCAGGAUGGGAUGGGAUGAUGCAAGCGUAUAAAAGAAGACUUUAUGAGAAUGAUCUCCUUCCCAGGUGCAUCAAGACACUGACGACAUUCCUGAAGAAAGAGAAUAACAUUGUAAUGCGUAAAGUUCCUCCCAGACUCAGGUUGAUAAAGAAAGAGGUUUCUGGAGGGCUCCAGGUGAGCUGCCUUGCGUUUGGUUUCUACCCCCGCCACAUCAACCUGACCCUGCUGAGAGACGGCCAGCCAGUGGCAGAACAGGAGCUGGCAGGGGGGGAGGUGCUGCCUAGUGGAGAUGGGACCUACCAGCUGAGGAAGAGUCUGGAGGUCAGUACUGAGGAGCUAAAGAAGAGACACAACUACACCUGUACUGCCUCUCACCUCAGUCUGGACAACAAGCUGGAUGUCAGUUGGGAGUCUGGGGCAGAGAGAGUACACCUAUCCACACUCUCAGCUCUUUUUUUAUUUAACCUUUAUUUAACUAGGCAAGUCAGUUAAGAACAAAUUCUUAUUUACAAUGACGGCCUACUCUCAGCUCUACUGGUGAUGGUGCUGAUUGUUAUUCUAUGGGCAUUUUCAUUUGUGUCAAAAAGAGGAGACGCACCGUAUAGCAGACAUUGUCUCAACUUGCCAACGUUAAUGCGAAAGUGGCGGAGGAAAUUAGCCUGUCUUCAGAUUCCGCGACAUAAGGGACAGAUCAGUAUUUACUGGGGGGAAGGGUUGUCCAAAAUGUGGGAGGGUUCCCAAACUUCUUGUUUUUUGCUUUGAGGAGGGUUGUGUGUUUUUUUUUACUGGGCACAGUGGAGGGUAGUGUGUUUCUUCCUGGUUAACAUUGCUCUUGUGCAGGUUUUACUAUAUCAUUUCUUCCAUCCUAGCCAAAUUUCCUUAUCUGCUUGCGUGUGCCUCCCCUAUAUCAAGGUGUUUUGGUACUUCCCUUAUACACCACGCUUUUCCAUAUGCUAACUUUUACUAUACCACAGGUCAGUAUAGUCUACCAGUCUAAUGGUCUAUCCUGCCCAGGUCAGUAUAGUCUACCAGUCUAAUGGUCUAUCCUGCCCAGGUCAGUAUAGUCUACCAGUCUAAUGGUCUAUCCUGCCCAGGUCAGUAUAGUCUACCAGUCUAAUGUCUAUCCUGCCCAGGUCAGUAUAGUCUACCAGUCUAAUGUCUAUCCUGCCCAGGUCAGUUUAGUCUACCAGUCUAAUGGUCUAUCCUGCCCUCUAUCCACCAUUCAUAGUGAUAAUAGUGGUAGGUGGAUCGUUGUCCAGAUCUGCAAUAAGCUAACUAGCAAUCAUACCACACAUAAAAGCAUUCAAAGUUGCAUCCAUAUGAAUCAACAAAACAAUAUAGGAAUAGCUGAUAGGCAGUGAACAUGCCAGGUGCAUCGUUACACAUGAAAGAACAGUGAAGAAACAAACAGCUCAAAAAGCUCCCCUAUUGAUCUUGUUUAGGGACAAUACAAUUAACCUACCUAGACUAUAGUAGCGUACAACACUAGAAUGCAAUGAAUAAUAGCAUUAUUGUUUUCAAGUGAGUACAAAAUUCUACUCUACUAUUUUUUUGCGAGUAAAGUAGCCUACAUGUUGGAAAAAAAUGUCACCACAUCAUGGGAAAGAAUGUAGUUUACUAGACUACAAAUUAAAUAAAUUAUGAUGAACUUCACAGGGUGGUGAAAGUGCACAGUGAUGAGGUUGAUCUUCCUUUCAAUAAAUAUGGAGGAUCGUAUUCUGGUGACAUGAUCGAUACUUGGCUCCCAUUUGACAAAUAAAAAUAAUCUCGCACUUUUGUCCAUAAUAAUCUCAUCAUGUAGUAGGCUAAACCCGCGCUGUAUCUGCAAGAUGUUGGCUAGAGCGCACAUGCCAAUACCAGAGUGGGCACAUUCGAUAUACCUACUCCACAUUGUUUGUGACAAAACCUUCAGUAGGCCUAGAGUUGAAAAUGCGAUGGAAACCCAUUUAACAUGUAUUCUUUAUUCGGUACAUGGGAAUUUAACCUCAAAAGUUAUUUUAAUGUGCACUACAUAUUUAUGCACAGACCUGUAUCUGAAACAAGUCCAUUUGAUGGAAACACAACACAAUUAAAAGCCAAUAAAUAAACUUGUAGUGGGCCAAAUUCUCCAGGAGAGUCUAUCAUAGCCUACACCCUGAAUUCACGCUUCAGCACCAUUCUCUCACGCCUUGCGCACACGUGAGACAGCUGCUGAGGAUAGAGAGAGGGAGAGAGGAGCCUUGGCCUAGGCUGCUGUUGAUUGUGAUGAUGGAGGCCUUUUUCAUUGAAGUAAACAAAAGUUAGAGGGAAAAGAGUAAGCCUAUAGUGAAAGGCCUACAAGGGGAAUUUAAUAUAAGUUUUAAUAUUGUAGUGGACUAAGAUGAGAAGAACUUUGGCAAGACCAAAUGAAGGCUACUGUGCAACUCCCUAUUCAGGUAGGAUGCAAUUUUGAAACUUAAAUAUUUAUAAUCAUUAUUAUAAUUGUAUAUCAUUGUUAUUAUUGUAAGCCUAUUUAUUAAUCGAAACCAGAUUUUUUAAUAUGCAAAACCUGUUUUGUUUAAUUCUGUUGAGACAUUUUCAUUGGCUAAAUUACAUUUGAUCAGUCUUUUUAAUUGUGUGCUCCAUAUUAAAUUUAAGAUUGUUUAUAAGUAGGUCUGUUUAAAAUAAAUAUCAUUAGUCUAUUUCUGUCAUUUGUUGGGUACAGUAAGCCCUUGCCUUUGUUGGUAAUUGCUGCAAUAUAACCUGUUCAAAACUUUUUUGAAGUUUUAAACCAAAUGAAGUUCCAACUGUAAUGCUGUGUUUGCUGCAAUAUAAUAGCCUGCUAAUAUUUUCCCUAUAAACAACUUCUUGACUUACUUUUGAUGUUACCCUAAUAAAAAUUAGCAACUUUUGUGAA
Molecule: messenger RNA, 3475 nt
Organism: Coregonus clupeaformis (lake whitefish)
Lineage: Eukaryota; Metazoa; Chordata; Actinopteri; Salmoniformes; Salmonidae
Product: major histocompatibility complex class I-related gene protein
Exons: 2
Coding region: 121-1092 (323 amino acids)
Biological process (GO): immune response
Cellular component (GO): external side of plasma membrane
Source: RefSeq, a predicted model, not a curated record